GAGCCCAGUGCCUCCGUCGCUGCAAGCGCCGCUAGUAAAGCUUCUGCUCGGGCCGCACGUGUUUUGGUGGUCCAAGACCUGGUGGCUUGGAUUGGCCGGGGUCUCUGGCUGGGCGCCCGCCAUGGCGGUGGCGGCAGAGACGCACGUGUUCCUGGAGGUACGCAGACAGCUGCAGAGUGCGCUGCUGAUCCUGGGAGAACCAAAAGAAGAAGGUAUGCCCAUGGAUAUCUCUAUAACUCCAUCCUCCCUGCAGAUGAAAACCCCUGCAGGCUGCACAGAGGUCUGGCUUCCAGCAGAGGUCAGGCUUGUACCUCCCUCCAGCCGCGGGCUGCAGUAUGUUGCCGGCGAUGGGCUGCACCUGCGGCUGCAGGCGCGGGCGGAAUUCAGCACAAAACAGAUUUCAGUGUUUAACCAAAGCUCGCACACUGGAGGCUGUUGCACACUCUAUUGCCAAUCCUGCGGUGAAGUCAUAAUAAGGGACAGGAAGCUCCUCAGGGUGCUCCCCUUGCCGACGGAGAACUGGGGAGCUCUGAUCGGAGAGUGGUGCUGUCAUCCGGACCCCUUUGCUGAUAAGCCGCUGUAUCCUCGAGAGAAUGACUGUUUUAUUGGAGACUCUUUCUUCCUGGUGAAUUUAAGAAAUGAUCUGUGGCAGCCAAGACCUCAGCUGGCUCCAGUGGCGAUGCAGAGUCUUUCUUCUGAGAACCACUUUAAAUUGAAACCAAAGGCAAAUACCAAAGUAAUUUGUAAGCGUUGCAAGGUAAUGGUGGGAGAGACCAUGUCGUCAGAAACAAUUAAGUUUUAUAUGACAGAGAUUAUUAUUCAGCCAUCUGAGAGAAAUUUUCCCAUCAUACCAAGGUCUCAGUUUGUGCAGAGCAUUAUCGCCCAGUGUCUGACGGAACUCUCCUCUGCCAGAAGCACUUUUAGAUUCAUUAUUCAAGGUCAUGACGGCAAAACGUACAUCUUGCUUUGGCUUUUAAACUCAGACAGUUUGGUGGUUGAAUCUUCGGGAAAUUCCAAAAGUGUCAAAAAGUUUCCCUUGCUGGAAGAGGUGUGGAAGGCAGACUUCGGCUCUGCUUGGAAUGCUGUCAAGGUCCUCUACCAGCCAUGCAUCAAAAACAGGAAUGAAAUGCUUGCCAGCUCCUGGGAAAGUGACAUCAGCGUCCACUCUUUAACCCUGCCCUCCGCAACCUGCUUGGAGCUGCUGUUGAUAUUAUCAAGGAAUACUGCCAUGUUGCCUCCCUCCCUCCGCUCCAUGAAUUCCUUUCAGGUGGCCUUUUUGAAGAUGUAACUGUAGGAGCCGAAGCACUCCCCUCCUCAGCACGGAGCACGCGGGCGGCCUCCCAGCAGCCGGCCCAGUGAUUACAGAGACAAGAACCAGCGCUACCGCAUGAGAGCACAGCAUUGAAGUUCUGAGUUUUACUUGCUUGCAUUCUUCUGUAAGAGAAGAGUUAACAUCAAAUCUUUGGAAAAUCAAGGUGGUGAAGAAAGUCACGGUAGCAGGAUGAGAUAAGUAUAGACGUCACGUCUCUGUUUCCCACAGAGAAGAAUCUUCAAAUAUGUGCUAUGUCAGCACCACCUGGAAAGACAUUAGCUAGUGGAGACCCAUCUGUCCUGGGCGGACUGCAGACAGGGGCUUCGCUGGUGGAAUUGAAUGUUAAUGGCCAUACAUUUUUGGAAAUAAAGUUUCAAAGAACUUCUUGGGUUCAUAUAAAGAAUUUUAUAUAUUGUUCAGAGGAGAUGCUCAGGCAAUAAGUAUUGAAUAAAUGGUUAUCAAAUUAAAGGUUUUCCCAUUUAUGCAGGCCUGCGUGUAUUCCUUUGGUUCUUUAUUUCCUUUACCAGUACUAUUGCAAAUCCACGUAAGUACCUCACUGGCAUGCUGUUGCGAAGUUGUCAUAGUCCUUAUGUGCCAAGGCAGGUGGUGAAGAAGCUAUUGGAUGAGAACCACAAAAUCAGAGGGAGUCCUACAGAGCCCAGACCAGCUCCUGAUUUUACAGAGAAG
Messenger RNA from Artibeus jamaicensis (Jamaican fruit-eating bat), 1999 nucleotides. It is a transcript of the gene UBE3D, whose product is annotated as ubiquitin protein ligase E3D. The transcript has 10 exons. The coding region runs from base 122 to 1288 and encodes 388 amino acids. NCBI's taxonomy places the organism in Eukaryota, Metazoa, Chordata, Mammalia, Chiroptera, Phyllostomidae. Gene Ontology annotation, biological process: protein polyubiquitination; proteasome-mediated ubiquitin-dependent protein catabolic process; protein monoubiquitination. Gene Ontology annotation, cellular component: nucleus; ubiquitin ligase complex; cytosol. The record is from RefSeq and is a predicted model, not a curated record. Gene Ontology annotation, molecular function: ubiquitin protein ligase activity; cyclin binding; ubiquitin conjugating enzyme binding.